CGUCCUCUUUACUGUCAUGUCUUCUCCCUCUCGGGCCCUUGCCGCAGAGCAAAGCUCUCGCUUGAACGUGUACAACAAAAGGCCUCGUUCAGAUUCGGAAGAUACCAGUGACAGAGAGGACGCGUGCCGAGACGCGAAACGCGCGAUGGGCGUUCCUCAGGAGAAGCUCGAAGCACGCGAGAAAGAAAAGAAGAAGAAACGGUCGAAGAAACGAAAGCACAGGAAGGUCUCCAUCACACAGCCACCUCCAGGCGACGAAAGCGCUGGCCGCUCGCAAGCACCACCCCACAUACCACAGCAAGAACAACCCAGCUCUAACAUACCCACAUCGGUCGGCAUCAUGGCAGAGGAGACUCGAGAUCUACUGCAAAAGCUGCCAGUCAUUAUUGAAAGACCAUGCGGAAGCACAAGUCGCUCGCGACAGUCGUCUGCUGGGCCUUCUUCAGUAAUGGCUAGGACCGGAAAUCUACUACCAUCAGAAGCCACACCUAUGAUGCCACCCAUCCUCGACAAGGGAAAAGGAAAGGCUCUCCCCGAGCCAGAGUCGAAAAUUGGGCAGCCUGCAGCAUCGUCUGAUGCCUCCGAGGUUGUUAUCCUGACCACGCAACUCGCCGCACAUGAAGAGAUCCUCAAUAAACACACAACCCUGCUCUCUGUAUUGCAACAGUCUCUAAUCUGUCAAAUAUGCCUGGAUCCGAUGCAUCGGCCUUAUGCGCUUGCUCCGUGCGGGCAUGUUGCAUGUCACUCAUGUCUUGUUGCCUGGUUCAAAGCAGCUCCCCCGAACGCUCCUCCCGAGGAAGUGCCUUCUCCACUCCGUCGUAGGAAGACCUGUCCUCAUUGUCGCGCCCUCAUCAUUGAGCGUCCGGUCGAGGUAUGGGCAGUCAAGGAGAUGGUGAGCGCCCUCUUCAAAAGCGGGCUCUCUGACCCUCCCUUGAACCCACCGGCGCCUGCUGACGACGCAUCAAACGCAAAUGUGGAUCCCUGGGAAGGGAUUUUCCGCAAGCCGCCCGCACCUCCGCGUGUGCAUGGGGGCAACCACCCGCUGUUCUUCCCGGACCCACCGCCCCCGGCGGUGCUUCAUCAGGUGCUGGGAAUCUACGAUGACGAGGACGGUGGGGUGUACCGGUGCGUGGAUUGCUUGCACGAGAUCUGGGAUGGAGUCUGCUCGGAGUGCGGGCGGGAGUAUCCCGGGCAGGGACCUGCUCCCUUCGAAGAAUCGGAUUAUGAGGAGGAGCCCUGGCGUGUCGGUAUGGACGAAGCGGAGGGCGACGUGGACGAUUAUAGUAGUUCUGACGAGGACUACCUCGGAAUGCACCCGUUCGCUGACGUGUUGUGGAAUGCUUUGGGCAUGGGUGAGCAUGGGAACGACACUGAGGACGAUGAGGAAGACGAUGAAGAAGAUCGGAUCCGCGAGAUAGACUCCGAGGACGGGCAUGUGGGCGAAGAUGAAGAUGCGUACGAGAGCAGCUUUAUCGACGACGGAGAUGAUGAGGGCGCGAGGCGGUCAGCGUCUGUACAGUGGAUCCCUCCGCUGCCCGAUGUAGAUGAUGCCGGUGACGCUGACGACAGCGACGACGAGUCUGCUGUCGGACCUUUGCCGAGAAGCAUGCGAGGCCGGGCUGUGGGUCCUGUAGUCGUCUCUUCCGAGGACGAAGACGAUGACGAGGAUGAGAACGACUCGAUUGUUGGGGGCAUCUGCGCACGCCUGCGGCAUCAUCCACGCAUCCUCUCGGAUGACGAAGAGGAAGAGGAAGAUUAUUCUGGAGACGAUAGUAUCGGAUUAGCAGCCGAGGUCGCGGCUCGUGAACGGAACUUGUACGGCGAUGAUGGUUCCACUUCGCGCGGAAGCUUCCACUGGCGUCGGCCGGCUGGUGAUGAUGUCUAUGUCUACGAUGAUCAUCAUCAAGACGAGUCGGCAAUCGAGUGGUCAGACGACGGCGACGUGGGCUAUAGAGACGACACGGAUGGCGCAAGCGUGUAUUCGUCCCCGAAUUCUUACUCCGAGGAUGACGGAGGGUUUGACGAUGGUGGCUGGGACAGCGAAUUCUAUGAUUAAGAGUGCAACUGUAUGUUAAGCGU
Molecule: messenger RNA, 2079 nt
Organism: Laetiporus sulphureus 93-53
Lineage: Eukaryota; Fungi; Basidiomycota; Agaricomycetes; Polyporales; Laetiporaceae
Exons: 5
Coding region: 17-2056 (679 amino acids)
Biological process (GO): protein autoubiquitination
Molecular function (GO): ubiquitin-protein transferase activity
Source: RefSeq, a predicted model, not a curated record